CCUUUCUUGGAGCGGCGGCUGCCGCUUGCCUUCUGCUGGGCGUGCGCAUAUGAGCCUGAGCUUCCUCCGCGGCCCCUCCCCCCCCUUCUCGCUCUCGGUUCCAUUCUCUUUCUCGCGUGUCAGAGAGAGCGGCGGUGGCGGCGAAGGCUUCAGCCCUGUCAGCGCGCGGCUCUGCUUGGCUCGAGCGGGGCUUGGAGGGGGCGGCGGCGGCGUUGAGGGAGGACCUCGCAGCAACCUACCGGGCCCGUCCUCGCGUCGUCUCGCUUGACGGAUCCUGCCUAGGCGAGGGAGGGGUGCCGCGUCCGAGGCGGCAAGAUGAGCAUCGAGAUCCCGCCGGGUCUGACGGAGCUGCUGCAGGGCUACACGGUGGAGGUGUUGCGGCACCGGCCGCCGGAUUUGCUGAACUUCGCCGCAGAGUACUUCAGUCGCCUGAGAGAUGCCCGGGACCAGGAGCUGCGGGAGGCGGCCAGGGCCAAAGGGCUCGUCUUCGACGGGGAGCCCAUGCAGACGGAGUCCAACGGCGAGGACGAGCGGAGGGAAGACGUCGACGAGGAGUCCGAUUCCGACUUUGAGCCUCCUGUUGUUAACAGAUUCAACAGAAGAGUAUCAGUCUGCGCAGAAGCAUUUAACCCAGAUGAAGAAGAGGAUGAAACAGAACCAAAGAUAGUUCAUCCCAAAACAGAUGAGCAGAGGUGCAGAUUGCAGGAUGCGUGUAAAGACAUCCUCCUUUUCAAAAACCUAGACCAGGAACAACUGUCACAGGUUCUCGAUGCCAUGUUUGAAAGGAAAGUGCAACCUCAGGAACAUGUAAUUGACCAAGGAGAUGAUGGAGACAACUUUUAUGUUGUUGAACGGGGACUGUAUGAUAUUUUUGUAUCGCGAGAUGGCCAGUCCCGUUGUGUUGGCCGCUAUGAUAACCGUGGCAGCUUUGGAGAGCUGGCGUUGAUGUACAAUACUCCUAGAGCUGCAACAAUCGUUGCUACAACAGAAGGGGCCCUCUGGGGGCUGGAUCGAGUGACAUUCAGAAGAAUUAUACUGAAAAACAAUGCAAAGAAAAGGAAGACAUUCGAACUAUUUAUUGAAUCGGUGCCCCUUCUCAAGUCACUGGAGCCUUCAGAGCGAAUGAAGAUUGUGGAUGUAAUAGGGGAGAAGAGUUAUCAAGAUGGGGAGCGUAUUAUUUCUCAGGGUGAUAAAGCAGACAGCUUUUACAUUGUAGAAUCUGGUGAAGUAAAAAUCUUGAUUAAAAGCAAGACUAUCACACACAAGGAUGCAAACCAGGAGGUGGAGAUUGCUCGGUGUCAAAAAGGACAGUAUUUUGGAGAGCUUGCACUUGUUACCAACAAACCGAGAGCUGCCUCUGCCUAUGCUGUUGGGGAAGUCAAGUGUUUAGUUAUGGAUGUACAAGCAUUCGAGAGGUUACUUGGGCCCUGUAUGGACAUUAUGAAGAGGAAUAUAACACAUUAUGAAGAGCAACUGGUGUCACUGUUUGGUUCUAGCAUGGACCUGACCGAUCCAGGCAAUUAGGCACAGAGUUACCUUGGUGCCUUCUCCAUUCAAGACACAGAAGAGCCUCCUAUUAGCAAACUACACAAAUGAAAAAUGGACACUACGGGACAGUGGCUGUUGGUGUCUUCUUGGGCAUUUUUUUUAGAAACCUACAUAGGUCUCAGCACAGCUGGAUGGGUCAAGGGUCCCUUCAGGCCUCUGCUUUGCUGCUGAAAUUUCAUUAUUAGACCUAGUUUACUGCUAAGUUUCUUUAAUCCUCCUUUCACUUUGCUUGGUUCAGAAUGGCAUGUCUCUCCAACAAUUUUAAGUGCCUGAUACAAAGAUGUGGAGCCCUCUCUGUUGUUCUUGCUCAAAAAAAAGAAAAAAUACAACAAAAAAGUUUGGAAGUGAUUGGGGGUAGGAGGUGGCUCUUACUUGCCUCGGGGACAGCCACCUCCUUGCAGUAUCUUAUUGUCAGUGUUCCUCAUUUCCCCUCAGCAUACCACAUGCUGUGUUUAGUGAUGAUACCCUUGGAUUUGAAAUAGUUGUUAACUCUCUGAGAGGAUGGAAAUAUGCCAGAACUAAUGGGUUUGCAAGGUCUGGGCUCUUGUGCCAUCUGUGGAAUGUGGCAGGUACUGCAGCUCCUUAAGUUUGAGAACUCAAGGGCUGUUCACCUAGUCAAUAAGGAGCAAUGAAACAAAAUGCUUAAAUCAUUAUCUGUAACAGGUUUGUUGGGUUUUUAAAAAAGUACGUGUUUUUUAAGGCUUCGUGGAACUUGAACAGUACUCCAAAAGAUCCAGUGGCCGCAAGAAUGUUGCAUUCGCAUUGUUCCCUAAAGCUUUGUCUGUUUCUUAAAAUUGGAUUGAUUUGUGAUCUCAUGAAAAACAGCAGCAUGUGACCCAAAUUCCUGCUCAUUGAGAUCCUUUGUACGCCUAGAUUUCACAUGGCACUGCCCCCUGGGCAGAAUCAAGUUUUAAUGCUUUUCUUUUUUUUAAGUAGCAGUUUAAUCUCUCUAUCCUUUUUUGGUAAUUUAAAGAAUAUGUACAAAGGGGAGCUCCCUUCAGCAGCAGUGUUUUACAGUAUUCUUCGACAUAAUUAGAUACACAUUUUCCAAAUGCCAAAUCUAUUUACUAAAUCUUUUGAAAAUUAUCAACAUUUUACUUCAGAAGUGAAUGUUUUUUUUUUAAAAAAACAACAGCCUAAAAUGAAAAAAAAAAUUGCAUUUACUCUUUGGGCAAUUGGUAUGUGGAUGAAGGUAUUUUUCAAGCUCAGAUUCAGUUAAUGAAUGCCAUUUCUCUAAAAAAAAAAAAGGCUAAGGCAGCAGCAUUUUAAAACAGGCAUCUGUUUCUAUACCAAGGCUUUCCAAAAGUAACAUCUGGAUUCAGUUUUAUCUGAGUAUUUUUCCAAGAAGUGGACCUUAAAACUGAGCUCCUAAAGCAUUAAAAACCAACCAAUUUAAGAUACUGAACUAGUAAACAGUAACUUCACUAGAUCUUUUCAUUAUCUGUUUUUCUUAGCAUGUUAUAAAUAUUUCAGAUGUAGACUUCUACUAAUUAUGGGUUUCAGACUGAGAGAAUAAACGAAAAUGUACUUAUCAUGGCCCUGAAAUAAUUCCACCAUCUGGAAUUCAUCUGUCCAGGCAGUGCCACAGAUAACCUGUGAGUUGUGUCCUAGCUGGUAUCAAUUUUCUAAACUGCUAUGAUUUUGGUUUCUAUAUUGGUAACUAAUGAUGGAAUUUUAAUACUUUGUUGAAUCAGGGUAUGAUAUUCUACUAAUUUUAAGUUAAAAGGCCUUUUUUGGGGGGUAACAAAUGCCUUUGGAAACGAUACUGACUCCCUGGUGACCAUAUCAUGUUCAUUUUUCUAAUGCCUCUAUUUACUAGAGAUGCACUCGCUUACUAUCUUGAAAGUCAGAAGAAAAUACACUUCUUUCAUUGUAAUAUUUUUUGCACCAAAGAUAUUAUUUUUAAUUGUAGGAUUCUUUCUUUGGGUAAACUUCUUCUAGGCUACGAAUUUAACGAAGGGGGUUGAGGAGGAGAAAAGGAUCACUGUGGAGCAGACACGGGUUGUGCAGCCAGUACUGGAGUGUCCAAGCCAGUCUUGAGUAUUCAUUAAGCUUUUGCAGAUUUUCACCUGAGUCAAAGUCAUGCCCUCAAGAUAAAGCUUUUGAGCCAUAAUAGGUUCUGCUCUCAUUUAGGCAUCUGAUUUGUCCCAGAGGCUUUUGGUUGCUAGCCAAAUACCACUUGGCUUUGGUUACACAGAAUUACUUCUUUUUUUCCCCUGGCCAAAAUCAAAGACCAUUCGCUAUGCUUCUCUCUGAUGGAAGUGCAAAAGAAAAAAAAAGUUUGAUAGGGCAAAGAGCAAAUGUGCGGAAAGCUGUACUCGGAACCGAAAGCCAGAGUGAGGCUUGAAUUAGGCCAUGAUGAUUGUUCCUGAUUUGUAAAUUGGGGGGGGGGGGGGGAUAGCAACAAAACUACACUUAGUGCUGAGUUGCACAACCCUAAAACUGGUCUUGUUGUUCCAAUCCAUGUAAAUCUUUUUUUUUAAAUUUGCAUAUGUAUGGAUAGUAAAAUUAUUGUGUUAAUUGCUUUCUCAAGAGCACAGUGAGAGAAAUCCACCUGUAGAUUACAAUCAGAAUGAGACCUGCUCUUUUUUUGAGGGGGGGCCUGUUGGAUUCAAAUGAGAGUCCAGUUUGCAGGUGUGUGGAUUACCCCUGUGCUGAGGAGAGCACAUUGUUUUUGAAAAUGAACUGUUUCAGAUUUGCCUGAAAGGUAACAAUUUGGGGUUUGUAAGUGAUCUGUUGUGCAAUAUUUACAGUGCUCUAACUCUAGCUUCUAGUCAUGUAUUCUCCUUGCGCCCCCAUUCCAGCUGGAGUCUGGCCAUGCUGCGAGUGAUCCUACCCCAUCUUUGGAUCCUUCACUUUGACUGUAUUAACUUUCUAAAAAACAAUUUUUUAUCUGAUCUUGCUUACAGAUUUUGUGUUUUGUCUCUAUAUCACUCUGUGUAAAGGGGGAAAGAAACCUGCUCAUGCUUUGCAUAAGACCAUUGGCGAUGUCUAGCUUUAAUAAGAGAACUCAGCAGCAAAGUGGCUAAAGACUGGUGUCAUCUGAGACUCUGUCUUUUUUUUUUUUUUAAAAAGCUUCUUGUCAUUUGUGAAGUCACUGGGAGAGAAUAUUAGUGUUCUGGUAUUAUAUUCCUGUUAACGUCACAGCAGACGUUUUCACAGUGUAUUGAAAUCCUUUUCUUUACAAACAGCAAAAGAGUGCAGAUUUGGACAAAGAAAAAAGGCAACCCUUUUCAGAUGUUCUGGGCAUGUGUUUGUAAACUUGCCAAAAAUACAACUUCUCUAGGUUUCGCUCCCCCCACCCCAGUCAUCUUUUGUUUGAAUUUCGCUGGUAGAUCUCUCUCCUCCACCCUCCCUCCAGUUUCUCCAGUUGCAUUUCAUUGGGGAGAGGGCUUUUCUUUGAUUUCUCCAUGUACAGGCUAUAGGGCUAUGCUGAACCUUGAUCACCCAGCAGCAACAAUGUCCCGCAUCUCUUAGGAGCAUGACACACACAUUUGCUGUGCCUAGCUAAAGCUUAAACCACACACUGCCAAUGCUUUCCUUCAGCCACAAAAAGUCAUUCUAGUCCUGCAUUAAAAUGCUACCUCAAGGCUCCAAGUGCUUUAAAUGUGUCUUGCCUGUGAGAAUCCCACAAAUUGGUCUGUUGCAUUUGGUGUUUGGAAUGUUCUUUUUAAAAAAAAAUUGCUGGGUGGGUGGGGGUUGUUGUUUUGAGUCAUUUUUAUAGCAAAAUUGCGUGAAGAUAAGUUCUUGCACUAUACAGUAUUGCACAAGAUAAGGAGUAAACAUCUGCCAUAUAAAGAUCCUGGUCUCAUUCUGAUCUGGGGCUUGAGGUCACUUCCAACUAAUAAAAGCUGACAUGCCAUGUCCAACCUUCCUGAUUACA
Molecule: messenger RNA, 5431 nt
Organism: Heteronotia binoei (common prickly gecko)
Lineage: Eukaryota; Metazoa; Chordata; Lepidosauria; Squamata; Gekkonidae
Gene: PRKAR2A
Product: protein kinase cAMP-dependent type II regulatory subunit alpha
Exons: 11
Coding region: 316-1524 (402 amino acids)
Biological process (GO): regulation of protein phosphorylation
Cellular component (GO): cAMP-dependent protein kinase complex
Molecular function (GO): cAMP-dependent protein kinase regulator activity
Source: RefSeq, a predicted model, not a curated record